Molecule: messenger RNA, 3198 nt
Organism: Exophiala mesophila
Lineage: Eukaryota; Fungi; Ascomycota; Eurotiomycetes; Chaetothyriales; Herpotrichiellaceae
Exons: 4
Coding region: 513-2543 (676 amino acids)
Biological process (GO): protein phosphorylation
Cellular component (GO): nucleus
Molecular function (GO): ATP binding; protein kinase activity
Source: RefSeq, a predicted model, not a curated record
CCAUCGACGCCAUCGCUUCCCUGCACAAGUUGAUCUCUCGCCUUCCCCAGAUAUCUUCUUCCAUCUCAUCACCACCCUAUCUACCUAACAGUGCAAUUGCUUGUCAACAGUCUCUCUCUUCAUGCCCGAACCAUGACCGGAAAGUUUCUUCAGCACCUCUGACGAUCCAGCAAAGACGUUGCGUGGGCUGUCUCUUCCUAGUCAAGUCCGUCCGGCGUUCCACAUUUUCGCCAACGAGAACGAGAGAACUCUGCCUCGACGACCAUCCUCCAACCCUAUCUGCCUCUCAACCCUCCUCCAAACACGCCAUUUCUCUGCCCUGCCUUCUACCUCACCUUUUGAAAAACCCUGACCAUCAUCAUAUACACCCAUCUCGUCCCUAAAUUGCCAGAUUUCGAUCCUCACUCCAACCUGCGCAUGUUGGAAGUCGCGGCUUCUGCCGAUCCACAACUGUUACGUUGUUGGACUAGCCGUCGUCACUCCACAACCUCACCCUCGACUUCCAACCCAAAAUGUCUACUCCUUCAGUAGCAACCACCAUACUUCCCCCACAUCAUUCUCAGUAUGGCUAUCCCCACCAGAAUCUCUACUCGCCUACGACACGAACAUACUCGACUGCCAAUACGUUGCCUGCCCAGCAGAGAGUGAAUAACCCUUACCCUACCUACCCUACCGCCGGCGGAGUUAGCCAGUAUCCUAGACCUCAACCUUCUCCUGCUAUUUCAUACCGACAGCCUUCGAACCCUUCGAUGGCCUCAUCCCUGCCCACCUCAUCGCAGGCUGCAAGCAAACAGCCCGACUGGGGUGAAUUUUACAAAAAUGGUAUCCCCAAGGAAAUAAUUGUCAUCGAUGACGAUUCACCAGAGCCUGGCCCUGACCCUCCAACAAACGUCUCGAAUGGACAAAGAUCUGAUCAUACUCAAUACUCCAACGGUCGAAAGCGAAAAGUUGACCAGGGCUAUGAAGUCGAAUACACAGAUAGUCCCACCUUUUCCACACAUCCAGCAAAGUUUGGUGGCUCCUCAUCUGCCUCUUAUCAAUCCGGCGACCGGACUCAGUCUCUGCAGACCGUGACCGCCCCUACUUCUCUCGAGUCAUACCCUGGCAACAAUGCCAGUAGUAGCUAUGAAGACGUAAGAGCCGUUGGUCAAAAGAGAAAACGAGUCCAACCCCAGAAAGAGACGAGAGCACAGGCAAAGCGGAAACAGCAAGAAUCCACAACCGAUGCCUUUGCAGAUUACAUUCCCCCCUCUAAGCCUCUAAGGAAAGCGGCUGAUGUUCAUGUUCCCCUGGUUCGCGAUACCCUACACAAACACCAAAAGGUGGAUGACGAUGAUGGACACUACCUUGUCACUCCUAAUGCACAACUGACAGAUAGAUGUAAGUCAAACACUCUGUCCAAAGAGCAGCUGAUAGCUAAACUUGUCACAGAUGAUAUCAUCAAACUUCUGGGCCAAGGCACAUUUGGUAAAGUUGUCGAAGCGUACGAUCGCAAAAAGAGAACAAAAUGUGCCGUCAAGAUCAUUCGAUCUGUUCAAAAAUAUCGGGAUGCUAGUCGAAUCGAGCUCCGCGUUCUUUCUACGCUCGCUCUCAACGAUAAGACGAACCGCAACAAGUGCAUCCACCUUCGAGACUCUUUUGACUUUCGCAACCAUAUCUGUAUCGUCACAGAUCUCCUAGGCCAGAGCGUCUUUGACUUCCUCAAAGGGAAUAGCUUUGUCCCUUUCCCGAGCUCACAGAUCCAGGCUUUUGCACGGCAAUUGUUCACCAGUGUUGCUUUCUUGCAUGACCUCAACCUGAUACAUACCGACCUUAAGCCUGAAAAUAUCCUCCUCGUGCAUAAUGCGUACCAAACAUUCACCUACAAUCGAACCAUUCCCUCGUCUUCUCACACAACCUCAAGGACCGCGCGUCAGAGAAGAGUUCUCCUUGACAGUGAGAUCCGCUUGAUCGACUUUGGAUCUGCAACCUUUGAUGACGAAUACCACUCGUCGGUUGUCUCGACAAGACACUAUCGUGCGCCAGAAAUCAUUCUGCAGCUGGGUUGGAGCUUUCCGUGCGAUAUCUGGAGUAUAGGCUGCAUCAUUGUCGAGUUCUUCACUGGCGAUGCCCUCUUCCAAACUCAUGACAAUUUGGAACACCUUGCCAUGAUGGAAGCGGUUUGCAACGGCAAAAUCGACACCAAACUGGUCAAACAAGUGUGCCAGGGAAGCCGAGGGGCGAAUGCUAAUUCGGCGUCCAAGUUCUUCAAUCGUGGCAAACUGGACUAUCCCAACAAUGAUACUUCAAAGGCUUCCAGAAAAUACGUCAAAGCAAUGAAGCACCUUCACGAAUUUAUCCCCGCCAAUACAACAUUUAACAAACAACUAUUGGAUCUUCUCAAAAAGAUCUUUGUCUACGAUCCUAAGAACCGCAUUACCGCGAAGGAAGCCCUGAAACAUCCCUGGUUCCGAGAAACGAUGAUCGAUGACGGCACAGAGGCAAUUCGGAUACGAGAAGAACGUGCCAACGCUGGCCCCGAUCCUAAGCGAGCGCGGGUUUGACAGUGUUUGGGGUGACACUCGAGCAAGACAACGAUGUUGAGUAUUGUGAAUGAUGAUGAUUUCAGAACACUCGAGCUCGGGCCUCAAUUAAGUUGGCGAAGGAAUUGUUUCUGCAGAUCACGAUCCCCCUGAGGCAUGAAUGAUGUGAUGAACACCCCGGGUACAUAUGAGUGCAAGGCAUGGUGCAUGUGAUAUUGCUAUGGAAGACUGUAGGAAGGAGACGCGGUACACGGGGUCAUUGGAAUGGCCACGGGGCAGCUAAUGGCCGAGCUCUUUUCCAUUGUCGGACUUAUCCAUCCAUGCACACGACCCUAGCUAGAGGUCACUCACGCUCAAAGGUGCACCGUCGGUAGAGAUGAGCUAUUAGUAUUGUUUUCAUCCUCGGAGCCAUGGCAUGUUUUGUCGCACAAGCUAGUCUGACCAUGCGAGUGGUGGGACGUAGGGGGUCAUGCAGACAUACAAUAGUCGUAGAUGUGAAUGUGCUUAAGACAGAAAACCAUUUCGCAAAAGAACUUUCGGGUAGAAAGAUGGGGAAAACGUAGCUUUCGCCAUUACUAUGAAAAGAUAAGCUGAUGACUCUACUAGCUGGGAGUUGUGCGAAUUCUUCCAAGAGAGGACCUUAAGUAUAUUAGCGCUGAUCGAAAUCAAGUGGGAG